Messenger RNA from Paramormyrops kingsleyae, 3976 nucleotides. It is a transcript of the gene gpsm1b, whose product is annotated as G protein signaling modulator 1b. The record is from RefSeq and is a predicted model, not a curated record. Gene Ontology annotation, biological process: establishment of mitotic spindle orientation. Lineage: Eukaryota; Metazoa; Chordata; Actinopteri; Osteoglossiformes; Mormyridae. Gene Ontology annotation, molecular function: GDP-dissociation inhibitor activity; G-protein alpha-subunit binding. Gene Ontology annotation, cellular component: cell cortex.
UCCUCGGCUCCUGCCAUUGCUACAGAGGGAGCUGCCGGGAGAGGAGCGAAGGGGGGAAGCGAUACGCAGCUGGGAUUCACGCGAGGCAGCACCGGACCCGGUUCAUGGCUCAUGCUGCUAAUGGUAUGGACCAGGAGGCACCAAGCAAGAGGCUCCACUCAAGGGUGGAGGCCUCCUGUUUGGACCUGGCCCUGGAGGGGGAGCGGCUUUGUAAGGUGGGGAACUUCAAGGAGGGCGCGGCAUACUUCGAGGCGGCCGUCCAGGUGGGCACCGAAGACCUGAAGACCCUCAGCGCCAUCUACAGCCAGCUAGGCAAUGCCUACUUCUACCUGAAGGAGUAUGGAAAGGCGCUGGAGUUCCACCGGCAUGACCUCACCUUGGCCAGAACUAUCGGGGAUAGGAUUGGGGAGGGAAAGGCCAGCGGGAACCUGGGGAAUACCCUUAAGGUCCUGGCCCGUUACGACGAGGCAGUGGUCUGCUGCCAGCGGCACCUGGACAUCUCCAGAGAGCAGGAGGACAAGGUGGGCGAGGCCCGGGCGCUCUACAACAUCGGCAAUGUGUUCCACGCCAAGGGCAAGCAGCAGUCAUGGGGCUGCAAUCAGGACCCUGGGAAUCUACCCCCUGAGGUCAGAGAAACCCUGGAGAAGGCAACCGUCUUCUAUGAGAUGAACCUCUCCCUGGUCAAGGAGCUUGGAGACCGAGCCGCACAGGGCAGGGCCUACGGGAACCUGGGAAAUACCCACUACCUGCUGGGGAACUUUGUGGAAGCCAUCAAAUUCCAUAGAGAGAGACUCUCCAUCGCCAAGGAGUUCGGCGAUAAGGCGGCAGAACGCCGGGCUUACAGUAACCUUGGCAACGCCCUCAUAUUCCUGGGGGAGUUUGACACUGCCACAGAAUAUUACAGGAAGACGCUGCAGCUCUCCUACCAGCUGAAGGACCAGGUGAUGGAGGCCCAGGCCUGCUACAGCCUGGGAAACACCUACACGCUGCUGCAGCAGUACGAGCGCGCGGCCGACUAUCACCUGAAGCACCUCACCAUCGCCCAGCAGCUGACUGACAGGGUUGGGGAGGGCCGUGCUUGCUGGAGCCUGGGGAAUGCCUACGUGGCCUUGGGGAACCACCGGAGGGCGCUGCACUAUGCCCGCAAGCACCUGGAGAUCUCCAGAGAGAUCGGGGACCACGAAGGCGAACAGACCGCUCAGAUGAACGUGGAGGAGCUCAUGGAGACCUUGGACAUAAGCGAAGCGGACCUUUCAUCAUGCGGGUCCGAGUUUGAGGUGCAAGGAGCAAGACCAAAAUUUAGCAAAGCCAGCAGUAUGGACAGUGUGGAGCUGUGGAAGUACCCCCCAGAAAAGGGACAGAACGGGAGCAGCCAGGACCUGGACGACGUGUCGAGGAGGAGCAGGAACCGCAUGUCACGGCCCCCCAGGCGGAAAGGCACUGAUGGGCAGCCGCUGGACGACCCGCCGUGGCCGGACAGCCGGGCCUCUCCGGUGGAAUCUCAGGAUGGCGCCGCACCGAAACUAGGCCGAGAUCCCUCGGACGAGGACUGCUUCUUCGACCUGCUCAGCAAGUUCCAGAGCAGCCGGAUGGAUGAUCAGCGGUGCCGUCUGGACGAGCAGCAGAACGGUGCCAAAGACGCCUGCUCCCUCAUGACCUCCCCCCAGACAGAGGAGCUGUUUGACCUGAUCGCCAGCUCGCAGAGUCGCCGCCUUGACGACCAGAGGGUCAGUGUCAGUAACCUGCCAGGGCUCCGCAUCACACACAAUAACCUGGGCCACCUGUGCGUGGAUGGCGACCCGCAGGAGCCCGGAGACGACUUCUUCAACAUGCUUAUCAAGUGCCAGUCCUCCAGGAUCAACGAUCAGAGGUGUUCGCCCCCUGACCCUGGCCCCCGAGCGCCGACCGUGCCGGACGAGGACUUUUUCAGCCUGAUCCAGCGCGUGCAGGCUAAACGUAUGGAUGAGCAGCGGGUCCACCUGCCCUCUGAUGAGCAGGACGGGCCCGACUCGGAGCACGGAGAAGGGAUCGCUGUGUCUGGGGACUCGAGUUAGAGGCCCGGCCGACCAGAGCCCGGGGAAGCCUAGCCGGCAGCGGUUCCGUGUCUGCGUGUGGUCGAGUGAGUGGGAAACGAAGCUUAGGAUAAACUAACAAGGGGCCCGGUCCGAUUCUGCUAUCUCGAUGAUCCCGCUCCGGUCCAGGCUGCACCGCUUGGAGCACCAGUUGAUGUUUGAGAGGAGAGACUAGAAGACAGAAGAUGCUUCAAAGUUUCCAGAUGCAAGACAGAUGUAUCCAGCUGUCUAUGCCUUAUUUUAAUUGGAUUAGCUAUCUAGCUUUUUUGUUACGAUUGAUGGAUGGAAAUACUGCUCAUCAAAGCCUGUUUGUAAGAUUAAAGUUACCCGGACAGCAGAAUUACUAAGUGGGCGGCAACAUUUUUGGAUCAGGCGACUAGUUUCACUCCUAGUAACCCCACAGUUGACAGACAGCUUGCUUUUGGGGUGGUUCGAACAUGGUUGCGAUAGCUACACGUGGACAUAUUUGCGACACGCAACACCUGCAUGCAUUCUGUAUCUCCUACAUACGAUGUUUUCCAGCGCAAAAUAUCCAUGCUCUUAAAAGUUCUUGGUGGACAGAAAAUGGGCUAAAAUGCCUUUUUCGUUUCUGGGUGGUGAUGUGGACCUUAAAGAUGACUGUGAAUUUAUUUUAUGUGCGUUUAAGAUUAGGAUGGAAAUUCCACCCCCUAUGUCAAGGGACAUAAUGUGAGAAAGAAAGGAAUCGGACCGUUUUAAAAACGUAGCGAGUGAAACUGCUUACCUGUCUCAUGCUACACAUUUAACACGUUACACACUCAGUGUUGUAUAUUUUCCAUGCCUAUUCUGGGGUUUGGUAAAAGGACUGCUUUUAAAUGUAGAUAAGCAAAAAAAAAAAAAAAAACGAUAUUCAGGAAAUAAUCAUUAAAAUAGAACCACAAAUUGCAGUUAAAUCUGGAUGCUGGAGUUCUUAUACCAGUCAUUAUCUAGUAGAUUUUUAUAAGCUGAGUGCAAGAAUGCACCUUCUGCAUAACAAGCUAAGGGCAAACUGCCCACCUGUGCCUCCAACUGAUUAAAAACCCAAAGGUCCAAUUCAGGUACGAUUUGAUUGGUUGACUAUCUGUGCCAUGUGAGUGCUGUGUGCCAAUGUAAACCUAGACCACUGACAAGCACCUCUCUGGGUCAAUAGCUGCACGAGUCUUCAGAAUUAAACACCUUGCCAACAACUAAAGGGAUGAAGGCUCAUUUUGCUAAUUGCUAAAAAUUACUCGUGAUGUCUUGUGGUUUGUGUCAGGGCGAGGCAUGGAAAACUGCAAGUGACAUUUUUUAAAUCGAAGUAUAAUUCACAGUCUCAGUAAGUCCUUUAACAGUAUAGCAAAUUGACUAUUUACUUUUUUUACUCUAUUUCUUUUUAGCAAUUUGCUCUUUCUAUCGACUAACUCAAGUAUGCACUUUAAUAAUACAAAAGUAUUGUGCACAUAACAGAAAAAAACAGCAAAUUAAAUUUUUUCAAAGUAACAGACUAAACUUAUUUCUGAUAGGUUGUGCGGUCCCCUUUAGAAAUCUGCAGUCUUGGGCCAAAAUAUGAGCUUUGCUCUGGGUGCUCUCAAUUAAAUAUAAAUGACUUCAAAAUAGACAUCUCUGUCGCAGAAUAAUCUAACCAUAUGGAGCGGAAUUUUGGAGUCUGGACCUGUUUACUCAUUUGUUCUCCUUUAUUUUCUAAUGAAAUAGCUGUACGUUUUCUUCUUAAGGGGUUGUUUGUUUUUCUGUAGAGAAACUGCCAUUUGAAACCAAUAUACUUCUUAUCUCUUCUGAAUCUGUCGGUACGCUUUUAAUUAUCACUGUUAAGUACGUCAUGCUUUCUAUUUAAGUUGUAUAGAAACAUGAGGACCUCAUAAUUGCUUUAAAUGAACUUUCGAUAAAAAUGGGCUUUUAUUAAAACAUGA